Messenger RNA from Lachancea thermotolerans CBS 6340, 624 nucleotides. RefSeq names its product Tlg1p (gene TLG1). Gene Ontology annotation, molecular function: SNARE binding; SNAP receptor activity. The record is from RefSeq and is a predicted model, not a curated record. NCBI's taxonomy places the organism in Eukaryota, Fungi, Ascomycota, Saccharomycetes, Saccharomycetales, Saccharomycetaceae. The transcript has a single exon. Gene Ontology annotation, cellular component: membrane; SNARE complex; endomembrane system. Gene Ontology annotation, biological process: vesicle fusion; Golgi to vacuole transport; intracellular protein transport. The coding region runs from base 1 to 624 and encodes 207 amino acids.
AUGGAUGACCCCUUUGAGCAGGUCCUUAACGACACUCGUGAGCAGGCCAGCCGAUUGGCCCAGUACCUAGAUGCAGGGCACGAACUCGACCAAGAGGUGCGGGACAUAUUGGAAGAUCUAGAAGAGACCGUACGAGAACUCGACUCUAGUAUCAUGGUAAUGAGACGAGAAGGAUUCGUCGAUAACGCGACCAUCUUGGCGCGAGAAAACCGCAUGCAGGAUCUCAAGCGAGAGCUAGCCAGGCUAAAGACGCAUAUGACGUCGUCCUCCCGAAGCGCACAGGGAGACGGCAGCCCUGAAACCUCUGAAGACCCUUCUUCCCCCAGAAACAACCUGCUUCAGGAGCAGAUGAUGGAAGAGCAGGACCAACACCUGGACACAAUCCACCAGACCAUGCAAAACCUCCACCUGCAGGCAUCAACCAUGGGCCAGGAGCUCGAGGACCAGGGCAUGCUUCUCGAGGAGAUGGACGGCGGCGUCGACAACGUCAUGAGUAAGCUUUCGCGUGGACGCAGGCAACUCGAGUGGGUCUACGAGAAGAACAAGGAAAAAUAUAACGACUGCUGCAUAGGUCUGCUGAUCGUCGCUCUGAUAGUACUACUGGUCCUGGCCUUUGUGCUGUGA